Molecule: messenger RNA, 2553 nt
Organism: Annulohypoxylon maeteangense
Lineage: Eukaryota; Fungi; Ascomycota; Sordariomycetes; Xylariales; Hypoxylaceae
Exons: 6
Coding region: 585-2204 (539 amino acids)
Source: RefSeq, a predicted model, not a curated record
GUCUGGCUGGUUUUGGUUCACCUCUGGAAUUGUCUGUAGACAGUUGCUGUAGCUACUACGUCAUAUUUGUAUAACGCAGUGGCCACCAGUACACAGAGCACGGGACAUACAGCGUAGAAGCUUCCCCAUUGAACAUGAAAUGGGCUGAUGGGGUGGUCUAAGUAUUUUCUCGUUUAAUUUGUUGGCCAAGAUACAUUGAUCUCUGUGCAACUUCCGGAGCUCCAGGAGAUAGCUCUACCCGUAACUGGGUACCUUAACUGACCUAAUUGACCUGAAUUUCUUGACCAGAGGCGAACUUGUAACUGAACAACAGCUCGAACAGCUGGACGGUAAACAAAAGAAAGCAGUGACGUGAUACAUUUUUGGCACAUUCAUCAUCAUCAUCCUUCAUCAUACAUCCUCCCAACUCCACUACCUAACCCGUUCCCACCUUAUGCUAAACAACACCGCUGUCAUUCUUCUUUCAUCCACCACGAUACUUGUACCUGCAUCGUCUAGUUUUCUUUCCUGCAACAAACCAACAUUUCCAUGAAUAGGAUCCUGGAGCAAACUAUCCUAACUUGAUACUACUAAUCUGAUUCAUCAUGAGGUUGUUAUCAACCGUCCUCUCUCUAGCCCUGGCGGCGGAUGCCGUCGUUGGUAGCAGCUGGUUCAGCAAAGCUGCUUACAACAAAUGGCAUGAGACCGAACUCGAGCGAUGGCUGUCCGACAACAACAUCCCCUACCCUACCCCCGCAGACCGCAAGGAUCUCGAAGACCUCAUCCAGAAGAACUGGGACGCCUAUGCUGUAUCUCCUUACAAGAAUUGGGAUACCGACAAGCUCACAUCUUAUCUCACAUCGAAGGGUGUAGAGACAAAGGACUCCGCCAAGUCGGGCAAGGAUGCACUCAUUUCCCAGGUGGCCAAUGCCUGGUAUGAGACAGAGGACAAGGCUCAGACAGCUUGGACCGACGUGCAUGAAUGGAUACUCGACACCUGGACUGAGAGUUCCCUGAAGGCUUUUGCAGACAAGCAUGACAUCCCAGUCCCCCAGCCCCGAACUCGUGAUACACUCCUGCAGAAAGUUCGUUCCAACUAUGAGACAGUGGCAAAGAAAGUAGGAGAGACCGCCUCGUAUCCCGGCGAUUGGCUUUACGACACCUGGUCUGAGUCUGACCUGAAAGAAUGGUUGGAUACUCACGGAGUCCCUACUCCCCAAGUCACUGAGCGUAAUCGACUAGUCGCCUUGGUUCGACGUAACUCUCGUCUUGCUUACCUGAAACUUCAAGACCAGCAAGCUUCUGCUUCCGCCAGCGCGAGUGCAGCCUAUGCCGCACUCACUGACAAGAUUAUCGAUGCCUGGGGCGAGUCUCAACUAAAAGAAUUCUGUGACAAGAACGGAAUCAAUGUCCCUCAGGGCAGCAAAGUCAACGAGUUACGCGCACUUGUCCGUAAAAACCGUGCUCAGAUUCUCGGUGACAAUCUAUCCGCAUCAGCAACCAACGCUUUUGGUGCUGCCACUAGCAAGGCUGGCAACCAGUGGGCAAAGGCUACUGAUGACGCGACUCUCGCUGCUCAGGAUGCUUUCAACACUGUAGUUGACGCUUGGUCUGCGAGUCGAUUGAAGGCUUACCUAGAUGCCCGUGGAGUUCCGGUCCCCCAAGGAUCUAAGGUCGACGAGCUUCGUGCUUUGGUACGACGAAACUCUCACAAGGUUGCUCACCCAUACUCCGCCUGGACGUGGGAUGACCUGUCGUACGAGAACCUCAAGGACUAUCUUGUCGCUAGCGGUAACGAUGCGGCUAAAAAGAUCGGCGAGAGCAGCUCCGCUAGCCGUGAUGACCUUGUCGCGGCUGCUCAAUCUGCUUACUCUUCUGCGUCUAGCGCCGGCGGUAGUUCGUACGCCUCUGCCACGAGCUACCUCUCUCACGCCACCGAAGCGGCGAAGACUGCUACAUUCGACACAUGGAGCGAAAGUGAAUUAAAGGCUUACCUAGACACCUACGGCAUUCCUGUUCCUCAGGGCUCUACAGUCAAUGAACUCAGAGCCGAAGCACGCAAGCAGUCUACCUACUUCAAGUACGGAACCACGAAUCCAGCCAGCACCGCCUUCGCCAAGAUCAGUGAAAACGUUAAGGGCGCAUAUCAAUGGAUCUUGGAUCAGAUUCAAUCUGGCUCCGAGGCCGCGAAGCAGAAGGCUGGUGAUGCCAAGGAGGAGUUGUAGAUCCAGUCUGUUGUCUGUUCUAACCUACUCGACGAGUGGGAUAACCCUGGGUUUUUGGCGCACGUAAGGGGAGAGUAUUAAUGGCAAGGUUACGAUUAUGAAGUGUAUCUGAUACCUAUGUCGCAGAUGAAAAGCAUUAAGAAAAAACGGGGAUAACAUUCUGUUUGUCUGUCUAGGUUUCUUUUCGCACGGAUUUCACGAGGGAAGCAUGACGGUUACGAUUGUUUUUCAAGGACGUCACCUUUUCAGUUCUGGAGUUCGAGCAUACGGACGAGAGGCAGGGGUUAGUCAGUGUUCUUUUUGCUAGUCAGGUUUUAUUGAGUAAUGAGAUUGUGGGAUUAAUUAUCUU